UAAAUACCUCCAAAUCCACCCCUUCCAUCGCACCAAAUUCAUCAUCAUCAUAACCUUCCUUCCUUCUCAUAUUCUUUCUCCGGCGCUAUCCAUGGCUGCUCUCAAGGCCGUUCAUGUCUCCGACGUCCCAUGCCUCGAUCACGUGCCGGAGAGCCCCUCCUUCGCCCUCUACUCCUCCCGCUUCUCCAACGCCGCCCCCCGCUCCUCCGCCUCCUUCAAAUUGCCUAAAUUCGUCGUCGUCGGUCACCGUGGUCACGGCAUGAACAUGCUCCAAUCCUCCGAUCGCAGAAUGUCUGCCAUCAAAGAAAACUCCAUCGCCUCCUUCAACGCCGCCGCCGCUUUCCCCCUCGAUUUCAUCGAAUUCGACGUUCAGGUGACAAGAGAUGACUGUCCAGUCAUUUUCCAUGACGAUUUCAUCCUCUCUCAAGAAAAUGGUACUGUGUUUGAGAAGAGGAUGACAGAGUUGAGUCUUGCUGAGUUUCUUUCAUAUGGUCCUCAAAGAGAGGAAGGGAUGGAAGGGAAAGUGUUGCUGAGGAAAACCAAAGAUGGGAAGGUUUUGCCAUGGGAUGUUGAACAGGAUGCAUCGCUCUGCACUCUUCAAGAAGCGUUUCAAGAUGUGGAGCCUUCUCUGGGGUUUAAUAUUGAGUUGAAGUUUGAUGAUCAUAUUGUGUAUGAGGAAGAUUAUCUUGUUCAUGUUCUUCAGGCCAUCUUGAAGGUUGUGUUUGAAUAUGCUAAGGACAGGCCUAUUAUUUUCUCUACUUUCCAGCCAGAUGCUGCUUUGCUUGUGAAGAAAUUGCAGAGCAUUUACCCUGUGUUCUUCUUGACAAAUGGAGGUUGUGAGCUUUAUGAAGAUGUGAGGAGGAACUCUUUGGAUGAGGCUUUGAAACUCAGUUUGGAGAAUGGGUUGGACGGAAUUGUCUCUGAGAUUAAAGGGGUAUUUAGAAGUCCUGAAGCAGUUACCAAAAUCAAGGAGUCUCAGCUUUGUCUUCUUACCUAUGGAAAAUUGAACAAUGUUCCUGAAGCAGUUCACAUGCAGCAUAUGAUGGGAAUCGAUGGGGUGAUUGUGGAUUUUGUCCAGGAAAUAACAGAGGCAGUUGGGGAUAUGGUGAAGCCAGCAAAGGGUGGUGAUGAUGAAGAGGGUUUGACUGAAGGGAUUGGGAAGGUGCAGGUCAACAACACAAAGCCUAAAUUUUCGCAGCAGGAGCUUUCUUUUAUUUUGAAACUCAUCCCACAAUUGAUACAGAUUUGAUUGAAGAGAUGGCAUUUCGUGCGGCUUUUCAUUGAUUUCACCUUUCACAUACUGAUAGUUUAGGGGUAGACUUGUACAUACAUUUUAUUUUCAUGGAGGAUGAAGGGAGGCAUGAAUAUAAUAGUUUGGUGGUGGGUUACAGACUUACAGAUAUUGUGAGAAAUCAGAAAUGCUAUCUUCAUUGCUUAAAAUUUACACCGUGUGAGUGUGACAUAUCUGUUUCAUUUCAAUGGAGAAAAGUUGGAAACUUA
Messenger RNA from Lotus japonicus, 1500 nucleotides. Its product is annotated as glycerophosphodiester phosphodiesterase GDPD1, chloroplastic-like. Gene Ontology annotation, molecular function: phosphoric diester hydrolase activity. Bases 92 to 1249 code for a protein of 385 amino acids. Gene Ontology annotation, biological process: glycerophospholipid catabolic process. Lineage: Eukaryota; Viridiplantae; Streptophyta; Magnoliopsida; Fabales; Fabaceae. The transcript is spliced from 6 exons. The record is from RefSeq and is a predicted model, not a curated record.